UGAAAGUGGGCGGGGCAUGUUUGACACUGCGCGCGGUCUUUGAAAGAAAAUGGCGGAGCUCCAGAGUGAAGAGAUCGAACCGUGUGAUGCCAGCAACAUCAAUACCAGGGUCUCAGAAGUGUCUCAUGGAGUCAAACGGUCUCAUGAUGACCGUAGCCACAUCUCCGGUCCUCCUCAGAAGUCACCUGCUCCUGCAGCGAUGCAGCUUUUAGGAGAGGAGGACUCGAAGAUGAGCUCUGCUGAGGACCGUACGAGGGAAAGUGUGACCGUUACUGCUCCAGAACGAAGCCCUCGCUCACGGAGGAAAUCCUGGAGGAGAUCUUCCAGAGGCAGACGCUCUCUGCCGGCCUUCUCCUGCUCCUCACAGCCUCUGUGUGAAACCGUCAGUCUGUCUUUACCUGAUAAUGAGAGGCUGGAGAUGCUAAUUAAAGCUGCUAUGCAGAGGACAGUGAAGAGGGCCAAAAAUAGUCUGUACACUGUUCCUGGUGUUGAUACAGAGACACUCCAGACUCAAGUUGAAUCUUUGCAUGAAGAGUGGGACGGUCUGGCUAAAGACAUCAGAAGAGAAACUCAGAAUUCACUUCCAACUGUUGAGAGUGACCCUGUUGUUAACAUGACCACUGCACGCGUUCAGGAGGACAUUAACAGGUUACAGGCUGAAAGUAUGUCAUGGGAGUCGCUAUUGAACAAACAUCGGAGCAAAGCUGCCGAAAUAGACAAAUGUGUGGAGCGGGGUGAAGAGAAGGGGGUGCCACUGGACCCAUCAUGCUUUGCAAAGUCCUCACAGAGUCGGCUCAUUCUGAACAAACCUGACUACAAGGCGGUACUCAUGGGACAGCAAAAACUACUCAGAAACAUGGAGCUAGUGAUGGACUCACAGUGUUGUAUAAUGAGGGAGCUGCUGUCUUUCCGUGAGAAAUCACAGCUGCUGCUAAAGGAGACCAGUGCCAGACUAGCUGCCAGGGCUGGAUUUCAGAAUCUCCCUUCGUCUCCAGUCAGACAGCUGAUAAAAGGACCCAUAUCUAGUGUUUCUUCCUAGUUUACAGUGCUGUAAUGAAUCCCAUAGUUUGCUGAGCUUCCACAGAAAAGUGCUAUGAUCUGAUAGGACCAUUUCGGUUAUGCAUUAUUACUUUUUACUCUAUCAUUUCUACUUUUAGCUGUAUCAAAAUACAUGUCCUUUUUAUAUUAACCAAUAAUUUGGAUAGAAAGUAUCUAAAUUCAUACUAAACGUCUGUAUGUCUGUCUUGUCCUAGAUUUAGUAAGAGGAAAGGUUCAGAAUGUGUACAUGAAGCGCAAAGAUGGACACUAGAUGGCAGACUAGUUAUUCACCUAGUUAUUCAAAGCCCUACUUUAACCUGUGUAGGUCUGUAUAAGGUUUUGUUUUUCACAAUUUUACAGAUUUCUGAAUAUAAUUAAAUGCCUUGACAUUUGCUUCAAACCUUUUUUUUUUUGUUAUGUAAAAAAGAAAGAUUUGAUUCCGUGUUUAGCCCCCAAAUGCUUUUAAACGGUCUUUAAAUUGUCCUGUAUGUCUAAUGGACUAAGAAUGAUAUUCAUUCAUCCAUCACUGGAUUUUUUUUCCCUUCUGCCUGAAUGGUAAAAUUGAAUAAACAGUCUGUGCUGGUGUCUUGUUUCCAGGACAAACAUCGCAAGCUAGUAUUUAUACGCUUUAAGUCAUCAAUAUUAGCUUAAAGAAAAGACACUGGCCUUUGGGCUUUAGUCAUGAGCUCUUUGAGGGCCUUUUAGCCAUCUAUUAUGUUUGCUCUUGUGCGUCCCGUGACCCCUUCCCCCACACGUCCAGCCCUUGUUCUCUAUUCACCAUCACACAGAGCUGCUGAGCAAGACGCAGGCUUAGAUUUUCCCAGUGAUUUCUCCACUUCACAUCCUCUCUGUUUAUCACAUUUCCAUGCCCACAAGA
This is a messenger RNA of Sinocyclocheilus anshuiensis, 1915 nucleotides long. RefSeq names its product kinetochore-associated protein DSN1 homolog. Gene Ontology annotation, cellular component: MIS12/MIND type complex. The transcript is spliced from 11 exons. The record is from RefSeq and is a predicted model, not a curated record. Lineage: Eukaryota; Metazoa; Chordata; Actinopteri; Cypriniformes; Cyprinidae. Gene Ontology annotation, biological process: chromosome segregation; cell division. The coding region runs from base 50 to 1039 and encodes 329 amino acids.